Tigriopus californicus is the source of this 3323-nucleotide messenger RNA. RefSeq names its product glutamate receptor ionotropic, kainate 2-like. The record is from RefSeq and is a predicted model, not a curated record. Gene Ontology annotation, molecular function: glutamate-gated receptor activity. Bases 488 to 3277 code for a protein of 929 amino acids. The transcript has 17 exons. Gene Ontology annotation, biological process: monoatomic ion transport. Gene Ontology annotation, cellular component: postsynaptic membrane; plasma membrane. Lineage: Eukaryota; Metazoa; Arthropoda; Copepoda; Harpacticoida; Harpacticidae.
UCUUUUCUGCUUGUUCGAGCCUCCAGAAAGAGAGAGAGAGGCCGUCCUCCAUCCAUCCACUGGUUACACGUACCAACUGACUCGCCGUCCCUUCUUUCGUCUCUUUCCUCGCCCUUCUCGUCUCAAAUGUUGUAGUUGUGCUCAUGCAUCCUGGGUUUGUUCCUCAAGGUUUUCCAGCUCUCAGUCUGGAACCACACGAACUUGUAUUUCCACACCAAGGCCCAAAUGUGGCGCAUAGGCGAUUGGAACAAGGCUUCUGAAGAGAUGGAGGAUGAACGUGGAGAAGAGGUGUGUAGUAAUAUGGAACGGACAAUGGGCCACAGAUUCAAAGAAAAAGCAGGGGACGAAGCCAAAGUUGGAAAUGACAGCAGUGAGGAUGGAUGGUUGGUGGCUUUAGAACCAUCCAUAAGGAUCAGACUUGCACUUGGAGUGAGGUUACAUGGAAGAAAGUAAAGGUGUAUUUGGAAUGACUUAAAUCUUGUGCAACAUGAUUGGUUGGUGGUUUAGAAUCUGGAGCCUUUUGGGGCUCUUGAGCAAAGUGUUACCAUUGCCGUCCCAAAUCCGAAUUGGAGCCAUUUUCACUGAUGACCAAAAAGACUGUCCAGCUGAGCUGGCCUUUAAAUAUGCCAUCUACAAGAUCAACAAAGCCCACGAUGUUCUGCCCAAUAAUACUCUGGUGUAUGACAUCCAAUACGUACCAAAGGAAGACUCCUUCCGGACCACCAAGAAGGUCUGCAAUCAAGUGGAACAUGGCCUUUUGGCUUUGUUUGGGCCUUCGGACUUGCUCCUAGGUGGGCACAUACAGAGCAUUUGUGAUGCCCUUGACAUUCCCCAUUUGGAGGCCAGGAACGAUUUCGAAAACAACUUCAAAGAGUUCUCAUUAAACCUCCAUCCUUCGCAAGAAAUGAUGAACCAGGCCUACAAAGAUAUCAUGACUUAUCUGAAUUGGACCUCGGCUGCCAUCCUUUAUGAAGAUGAAUAUGGUCUCAUCCGUCUUCAGGAUCUGGUCCGAUCGCCACCUUCUCGGAACAUCGAGCUCUACAUUCGUCAGACUGUGCCUCGCAAUUACCGAGCUGUCUUAAGAGAGAUCAAGAAAAAGGGAAUCACGAAUAUCCUCGUGGAUACUGACCCUGUCAACAUGAAGUACUUCUUUCGGGUCAUUCUUCAGCUUCAAAUGAACAAUCCCAAUUAUCAUUACUCAUUCACGUCGUUUGAUGUAGAGACUUUCGAUCUCGAGGAUUUCAAGUACAACGAUGUUAACAUCACCGCGUUUAGAAUUGUGGAUUUGGACAAUCCACGGGUCAAGGAAGAGCUCUUUGAAAUGGAGGCCAUUUCCCCCAUUGGAACGGCCAUUCUGAAUCGAUCCCAAUCCAUUCUAACUGAGCCUGCCCUGAUUUAUGAUUCAGUUUACGUGUUCGCCAAAGGCUUGGAAAAGGCCCUUACCGAAGGCCCUGAGCUCUUCAUGACAACCCUCUCUUGUGAAGAGGAACUUCCGUGGAAUGGGGGAUCCACGUUGCUUAAGUAUAUCUCCUCUAUCGAGACCGAGGGUCUCACAGGGCCAAUUAGCUUCUCCGACAACAAGAGAUCCGAUUACAAGUUGGAUUUGCUGAAACUUCGUGAACAUAAGAUGGUAAAAGUAGGAGAAUGGAACCCAAGACAAGGAUUGAACAUCACUGAUCCAUAUGCCUUCACCCAAGGGCGCCCACCUAAUAUCACGUUGAGGGUCAUGACCAGAAUUGAGCAACCUUUUGUGACCUUCACUAAGAUAAAAGAUGGCGCUGAACCCAUCGGGAACGACAGAUUUGAGGGUUUUUGCGUGGAUCUCCUGGAACAUAUUGCAGAGCUUGUUGGGUUCAAUUAUGUUAUUGAGUUGAUUCCAGACAAUAAUUAUGGGGCUUUGGAUCUGUCAACCGGAGAAUGGAACGGAUUGGUUCGAGAGCUAAUGUACGAUAAUGCCGAUUUGGCCAUGGGUGCCAUGACCAUUAACUUUGCCCGUGAGGCUGUGAUUGAUUUCACUAAACCUUUCAUGAAUCUGGGCAUCUCUAUUUUGUACAAAAUCCCAAGCGGAAAACCUACCCGCCUCUUCUCUUUUAUGAAUCCCUUGGCUGUUGAAAUCUGGCUUUACGUUUUAGCUGCGUACAUGCUCGUGUCUUUCACUCUAUUCGUUAUGGCAAGAUUUUCACCUUACGAAUGGAACAAUCCACAUCCAUGCAUCACUGAAAACGAGGUGAAGGAAAACCAAUUUUCGGUAUCCAAUUCGUUCUGGUUCAUCACUGGAACCUUUUUGAGACAGGGGUCUGGCUUGAAUCCAAAAGCUGCUUCGACCAGGAUUGUGGGAGCGAUUUGGUGGUUCUUCACCUUGAUCAUAAUUUCUUCAUACACUGCUAAUUUGGCCGCUUUUCUCACAGUGGAACGUAUGAUUACUCCCAUUGAAAAUGAUGAAGAUUUAGCUAAGCAAAGUGAAAUUGCUUAUGGAACUUUGAGCGGUGGCUCCACCAUGACUUUCUUCAGGGAUUCUAAAAUUGAUGUCUAUAAAAAGAUGUGGAAUUUCAUGGAGAAUCAUCAGCCCUCAGUGUUUGUCACCAAUUAUGAUGAGGGCAUUAGUCGAGUGAAAAGAGGUGGGUAUGCCUUUCUCAUGGAAAGCACCAUGCUCGAUUAUGUCGUCCAAAGGGAUUGCAAUCUCACCCAAAUCGGGGGCUUGCUGGACUCCAAAGGCUAUGGAAUUGCUACUCCCAAGGGCUCCAAAUGGCGGGAUCACCUAUCACUGGCCAUCCUCGAACUUCAAGAGAAAGGAACCAUUCAAAUGCUUUACAACAAAUGGUGGAAAAACACCGGUGACGUGUGUACACGACAAGAUAAAAGCAAAGAUUCAAAGGCCAAUCCCUUGAGUGUGAAAAACAUUGGAGGAGUCUUUGUGGUCCUUCUAUGUGGCCUUUCUCUUGCCAUCGUGGUCGCAGUUUUGGAGUUCUGUUGGAACUCGCGAAAGAAUGCCCAAAGUGACCACCAAAGUUUAUGUUCAGAAAUGGCCGAGGAACUUCGCUUUGCCAUGAGAUGUCGGGGAGCCCGACAAAAGCCCGCUCUUCGAAGAAGUUGUUCCCGAUGCUCGCCUGAAAACACUUACGUCCCCUCGUCUUUGGAGUUUUCCAAGGCUCUCAAUGGAAGUGAGAAGACUGUUUAUUCCGGAGCUUUUGGCUUCAAUGACAUGAUUGCUCACGCUCAUGGCGAAGGCGAAUCUUUGACCAAUGGACAAGCUCAUCAUGACCAUAUCUAUGACUGAGUAUGAUAAAAUAUACAGGAUUUUUGUUUUCCUUUUUUUAAAGGUU